Messenger RNA from Chanos chanos (milkfish), 1326 nucleotides. It is a transcript of the gene chst3b, whose product is annotated as carbohydrate (chondroitin 6) sulfotransferase 3b. The coding region runs from base 7 to 1326 and encodes 439 amino acids. Gene Ontology annotation, molecular function: chondroitin 6-sulfotransferase activity; N-acetylglucosamine 6-O-sulfotransferase activity. Gene Ontology annotation, cellular component: Golgi membrane. The transcript has 2 exons. NCBI's taxonomy places the organism in Eukaryota, Metazoa, Chordata, Actinopteri, Gonorynchiformes, Chanidae. Gene Ontology annotation, biological process: carbohydrate metabolic process; N-acetylglucosamine metabolic process. The record is from RefSeq and is a predicted model, not a curated record.
ACAAGAAUGAGGAUCAAAUACACCAUCUCCCUUGUCUUCAUUGUUGCACUCGUCAUCAUCGAGAAGGAAAACAACAUUAUUUCCAAGGUUUCAGAUAAACUCACUCUAAAGCAGACUCCUCAAACACCCCUGCAACCUAAAAACAACUCCAGCUCCACUCAACUCCAGAGACAAAAUGGCCCCAGCUCUUCAUCUGAGAAAUCCGAUUCUGCUUUCAGACACAUGAAACGAAGACUGGAGAACUUCACAGAGAUUAGUAAAGAGAACAAGUCACCACUGGCUGGUGGGAAGAAACAUAUUCUGCUUUUGGCCACCACACGGACUGGUUCCUCCUUCGUAGGUGAGUUUUUCAACCAGCAGGGCAGCAAUAUGUUCUACCUGUUUGAGCCGCUGUGGCACGUGGAACGCAUGCUGACACUUGAAACGGGUGGAACAAAUGCCACGGCUUCCGGGCCAGCUUACAGGGAUGUACUGCGACAGCUCUUCCUGUGCGACUUCUCUCUGCUGGAGAGUUUCAUUGAGCCUCUUCCGAGAGACCACGUCACUGCAGCCCUCUUCCGACGCGAGUCCAGCCAGGCACUAUGUGAGGAACCCGUCUGCACGCCCUUCGUGAAGAAGGUCUUUGAGCGGUACCACUGCCGGACACGCCGCUGUGGCCCUCUAAACCUCACCCUGGCCUCCCAGUCCUGCCAGCAGAAGGAGCAUCGCGCCAUUAAAACUGUCAGGGUUCGUCAGCUGGAGACCUUGCGACCUCUCGCCGAGGACCCCCGUCUCGAUGUGAGGUUCAUCCAGUUGGUGAGAGAUCCGCGAGCUGUUCUAGCAUCACGCAUGGUGGCCUUCUCCAGUAAGUAUCAAAACUGGAAACGCUGGGCAAAUGACGGAGACGUGCCCGAGGAUGACGACGAGGUGAGAAAGCUGAAAGGAAACUGCGACAACAUUCGCAUGUCAGCGGAAGUGGGGUUGAAACAGCCAGCUUGGCUCCAAGGCCGUUACAUGUUAGUGCGUUAUGAGGACAUAGCAAGGUAUCCCAUGCGCAAAGCUGCAGAAAUGUACCAGUUUACCGGGAUCCCUUUCUCACCCAAGGUGAAGGAGUGGAUCCUAAAGAACACCCAGGCCUCCAAGGAGGCCAGCGGUGUGUAUUCCACCCAGAAAAACUCCUCCGAGCAAGUGGAGAAAUGGAGGUUCACCAUACCAUUCAAACUGGCCCAGGUUGUUCAGAGAGUGUGUGGACCGACCAUGUCUUUGUUUGGUUACAGAUUUGCGGAGACCAGAGAGAUGCUGACGGACAAGUCAAUCAGUUUGAUUGAAGAGAGGAGUUUCUUGUAA